Messenger RNA from Oncorhynchus masou masou (cherry salmon), 1994 nucleotides. RefSeq names its product canopy FGF signaling regulator 4 (gene cnpy4). NCBI's taxonomy places the organism in Eukaryota, Metazoa, Chordata, Actinopteri, Salmoniformes, Salmonidae. Bases 87 to 746 code for a protein of 219 amino acids. The transcript is spliced from 6 exons. The record is from RefSeq and is a predicted model, not a curated record.
CCAUUUAUGUGCUGUGAGUCUCUCAGAAAAAUGCCGAUGUGGCUUCUGUAAACGGAUUUAGGGAAUCAAGUUGGCGAAAAGUUGCAAUGGAACUUUUCCUCUUGUGCCUUUUUUGGGUGUGCAGCUUCGCAAUAUCAGCCGAGGACGAAAGACUGCCCAAUCGAUGCGAAGUGUGUAAGUUCCUGACGGUAGAGCUCCAAGCAGCCUUGGAGAAGACUGGUCGGUCCAAGGAGGUUCUGGAGCUAGGAGCAGUGCUGGACACGGGUAAACGCAGACGCAAGAUCAAAUACAAUACCUCUGAGACCCGUCUGACGGAGGCAGUGGAUAACAUCUGUGAGGGGAUCCUACAGUACAGUGUCCAUGCUGAGAGACCUGGCAGCCUCCGAUACGCCAAGGGUACCAGUCAGACCAUGGCCACUCUGAAGAACCUGGUCCAUAAGGGGGUGAAGGUGGAGUUGGGUCUGCCCUAUGAACUCUGGGACGAACCCUCAGUGGAGGUGUCUGACAUGAAGAAACAGUGUGAGACGAUGCUCGAGCAGUAUGAGGAGGUUGUGGAGGACUGGUACUUCCACCAUCAGGAGGAGAGGCUGGAGCGCUUCCUGUGUGAGACACACAUUCUCAAGACCUCCGAGCAAGAAUGUCUACAGGAGGUUUGGAAGGGUGACAUGGGAAAGAAGGGAUCCAAAGUGGAGGUAGCAAGCGAAGAAGAGGGAGGAGGGAAGACUCACGAUGCAGGAGAACUGUGAAAUCAUCCAAAAUGGCGGAGUGAAAGUCUUCCUAACAGAACUACCCCUCUUUCCUUCCCAAAUGGUCAUACGAUAUUUGGCGUGGAACAUAGUUAGAAGGCGUGGAACAUAGUUAGAAUGCAUGGAGCAAAGUUACAUUCAACAUCAAUAAUACUGUAUGUAGCAGACCAACCAACUGAACAUUACAAUUCCUAUCUCUGCAUUGACAAUCCGCCUCCUGUCUUGCUCCUCAGAAAGCUAAAUGUGAGCUAAGUCAAGUCUCCCAAACCUUCACCACUCUAUUAUCAUACACUAUAUCUACAAAAGUAUGUGGACACCCAGGGUAACGGGGUAGCGAUGAGUAACGAUGCUUCGUGGGUGACUGUUAAUGUGUGCAGAGGGUCCCUGGUUCGCGCCCGGGUAUGGGCGAUGGGACGGUCUAAAGUUAUACUGUUACACUGGUUUGGGCUAGGCCCCUUAGUUCCAGUGAAGUGAAAUCUUAACGCUACAGCAUACAAUUACAUGAUAGAAGAUUCUUUGCUUCUAACUUUGUGGCUGCAGUUUGGGGGUGGCCUUUUCCUGUUUCAGCAUGACAAUGUCACUGUGCACAAAGCAAGGUCCAGAAGUGGUUUGGUUGAGAUGGGUGUGGAAGAACUUGACUGGCCUCCACAGAGGCCUGACCUCAGCCCUAUUGAUCAUCUUUGGGAUGACUUGAAAUGCCGUGAGCGAGCCAGGCGUAUCGCCUCACAUCAGUGCCCGUCCUCACUAAUGCUCUUGUGGCUAAAUGCAGCAAUGUUCCAACAUCUAGUGGAAAGCCUUCCCAGAAGAGUAGAGGCUGUUGUAGCAGAAAAGGGGGGAUCAACUCGAUAUUAAUGAACAUGAUUUUGGAAUGAGACGUUCAACGAGCAGGUGUCCACAUACUUUUGUUCAUGUAGUGUAUCUAUUGAGCAAGAGCAACAUUUUAAUAGUCAUAGAUGUGUCAUUGUUUACAGUUUACAGCAAAUCAAUAUCAUCAAUUUACACACACCUGUCCCUUUUCAGUAGGUAAGUUGAAACUGAGAAUGCUACAGAACACUACAAUAUGAAAGUAAAUUGAAAACCAACUGCAUUAUCUAAGAUGGGGAAGUAUAAGAAAUUGGAAAGCCCUUUUACCCUGUCGAAGUGUGCACAUGUUUUGUAUUCGAGUACUACUAUAUGGUACAUUUUUGUUUAAAAAAUCCAAUAUGUACGUAUCGUUUUUACAUUUGAAUAAACUGUUAUCGCAUUGUG